Messenger RNA from Colias croceus (clouded yellow), 2213 nucleotides. Its product is annotated as ESF1 homolog. Gene Ontology annotation, cellular component: nucleus. Gene Ontology annotation, biological process: rRNA processing. The record is from RefSeq and is a predicted model, not a curated record. Gene Ontology annotation, molecular function: RNA binding. The transcript has 8 exons. The coding region runs from base 133 to 2199 and encodes 688 amino acids. NCBI's taxonomy places the organism in Eukaryota, Metazoa, Arthropoda, Insecta, Lepidoptera, Pieridae.
CAAAGUUUUUAGGUUACCUAUAUCCACAGGUUAGGUAUAUCAUGGUGUUGAUUUUAUUUACUUUAAAUUGUGUCAAUGUAGCGAAUUUACUGAUUAAACAAGAGAUUUAUUAAGUUAUUCUGGGUAUUAAAAAUGGGUGAUAUUUUGAAAGACAGUAGAUUUGCUAAGUAUCUGAAUGACCCUAAAUAUCGGCAAAUACCAAAACAUGAAAGAAAGGUUAAGAUUGAUAAAAGGUUCCAGUCUAUGUUCAGCGAUGAAAAAUUUAAAGUAAAAUAUACAGUGGACAAACGUGGAAGGCCAAUAAAUGAAACUUCUACAGAAAAUUUAAGAAAAUAUUACGACUUGGAGGAAUCUGAUGAAAGUUCUGCAAGUGAUUCGGAAAACAAUGAUAAGGAAGAUGAUGAAUUAAACAAUGAUUUAAAAGUUGAUAAAGAUGAUGAAGUUAAACCGGGACAGUUUGUGAGGCGAAAACCCAGUAACGAUGAGGAAGAAGUGCCAUCAAGUUUUAAAAAUGACAAACUAACUCGUGGAAGUUUAGAUAAAAAAAUCAAAAACAGACUGCUUGAUUUAGACGUUGAUUAUGCACGCGGCGAAGGUAUUUUACUUACGGAUAGUUCAAGUGAUGAAGAAAGUAGUGAGCCUGAAGAAGAAACUGAUCUAGAACAUGAGUGGGGAGAGUUAGAUGCUGAUGCUGACAAAACAGAUGAGUCUACUAGAAGAAUAGCGAUUUGUAACAUGGACUGGGAUAAUAUAAAAGCAUCAGACCUCAUGGUGCUUUUAAGCUCCUUUCUUCCUCCGGGUGGAAUUAUACACAGUGUCACAAUAUAUCCAUCUGAUUAUGGUCUAAAGAGAAUGCAAGAAGAAGAAGUCCGUGGUCCCAUUGAGUUAACUGAAGAAAAAAAACAAUAUGAUGAUUCCAAUGAUGAUGGUGGAAAUGAGGAAGGUUCAUCGUAUCAUAUGGAAAAGCUACGUCGUUACCAAUUAAAUAGGCUCAAAUAUUACUAUGCUGUUGUGGAAUGUGAUUCAGUGAUGACAGCUGAUAAAUUGUACACUGAAUGUGACGGUAUCGAAUAUGAAAGCAGUGCUACACGUCUGGACAUGAGAUUCAUCCCCGAUGAUGUAACAUUUGAUCAGGAACCUCGUGAAGUAUGCACUAAGUUACCAGAUUUAACGAAAUAUAAGCCCAGGCUGUUCACAACAACAGCAUUGCAGCAAGCUAAGGUCGACUUAACUUGGGAUGCUACCAACCCUAACAGGACUGAAACUAUCAAGAGUGCAUUGGAUGGCAAAAUCGAUGAUCUGGAUCUAAAAGAAUACCUCGCUUCUAGCAGUGAAGAUGAAAAUCCUGAAGAGGAUGAAGUUGAUUCACAACCAGAAAGUGGAAAUGAAGAUCCAUUACAAAAAUAUAAAAUGCUCCUGGAGGAUAUAGAAAAAAAGGAACAGAAAAAACAGAAUAAAGAUAUGGAAAUGGAAAUCACCUGGGGCUUAGGAGUCAAAGACAAAGCAGAACAGCUUGUCAAAAAGAAACUGUCUGAAGAAAACAAAAACUUAACUCCAUUCGAAAAGCUACUGCAAAAGCGGAAGGAAAAGAAAAAACAGCGUAAAUUAAAACAACAAAAUCCCGAAAGCCUCGGCAGUGAGUCUGAUGACGGAUCUUCAGAUGAUGUUCCGUCUGAUGUGGAUAUGAACGAUCCAUAUUUCGCGGAAGAAUUUAAUAAGCCCGAAUUUAAAAACAAAAAGCCCAAGAAUAAAAAGUCGGAAAAAGAAGACGUCGAUUCUGACGAAGAGAGAAAUAAAGCUGAAUUAGAAUUAUUGCUAGAUGAAGACGACGGAAAGCAACACUUUAGCCUUAAAAAGAUACAAGAAGCCGAGAAUACGUCGAAGAAAUCUAAGCGUAAGAAAAAACUUAAAGAGAAAAUGAAGGAACAAAAGGAAGCGGUACCCGACUUCGAAAUGAACUUGAACGAUCAAAGAUUCUCAGCUGUGUAUAACUCGCAUCUUUUCAAUAUAGACCCCACUGAUCCCAAUUUCAAGAAAACAAAAAAUAUGGAAAAACUUAUACAGGAAAAGUUAAAACGAAGACCAACAGAAACACCGAUGACGGCUUCGGAACCCAAAAAGUCUAAGGAAGAUAUUGAAUUAAAUUUGUUAGUGAAAAAUAUUAAACGAAAAACGAAAGGUGUUAUUGUUAAAAAAUAAAUAUUAAAUAUAUG